GUACUAUAGACCAGGAGAUCUGACGGGCUAAUUGUUUGGCGCCGGUUACAAUCGCUGUUUACUACUGACAACUGCCCAUAUGUUUCAGUUUUUUAGAAAUGCUUUGGAUACACAGAAUGAAGAACUGAAAAUGUUACAUAAUGAAGUAACAGAACUAGAAAGAGUAAACAGUGAAAUACUUGAUUUUGUUCAUAAGAAUGGAAGAUUGCCAGAAAUUGUGAGUCGACCGAUUUGCAUUUUACCUUUAAAGAUAAAUGAACGAGAAAAUCUUGAAUUAGCUUCUAACAAGGAUGAUAUAGGUGUUUAUCGCGGAUCCGAAAGCAAUCAUGGUGACAAACAUCAACAGCUUGAGACUGUAACUAGGAAGUCGCCAAAUUCCUCAGUGAUAACUGAUGUGAUUUCAAAAAACGCGGAAGAAUUAAGCAGAGGAUUGAUGUCAUUGGGUUUGGAAUCAUCAAAAUCCAAUCACAUCGUUGAUCAUAUUCAGAAAAAUAUGGACCAUGUAGUAAACACGGAUACUACUGCUUAUGAAUCCCAGUUAGCUUUUGACAAGAAAACAACUUGUUUGACACCACAACGUGGUAUCGAUUCCCCUAUUUCUGAGAUAGUGGACGUAUCUGAUCAUAAUGAAUCGCCAGCCAAUCCUGAAUGCUCCAGUGAUGAUUCUAAUCAAUCUCAAAAUGAUGGUCAACCCCAAUAUUCUUUUCCUCCCACUAUUAGUACAGUGACUUAUGAACUUCGCCGUCGGGAAUUAUUACGUGCUAAUCAACGUAUUGCUUUAAAUCCAUCAUAUUCUUUAAACAAUUCAACUGAAGGUCUUACCGGUCAUAUUAACUAUCAUCAAAGCAUGCCAUCAUCAUUAUCUGCACAGUUACCAUCGUCUGAAUGUCGAGCGAUUUGUAUUCCAGAUAAUAAUCAUUCUUUACAUUAUUUCAAUUCAAAUCCUAAUACCACAAUGUCUCUAUCAGACUCUGUAUUGCGUUAUUGUGUUCCUGAAAAAUCUAACACCGAUGAGACCAACACAAACGGUCAUUCAUUAUCUUGUCCAUGUGGAAAUCCUCAAAGCUGUCCAUUAUCUGAACAGAAAAUUGAACGUUUGUGUAAAAAUCCUGGUAUAAUUCAUGGUUUCACAGUUCUUUCCGCUGUAUUUCGUGGCCGACUCACUAGACAAUUAUUAGCUACACGUAAAGUUCAUGAUUUAAUACGUACUGUAAAAGAUAUGGCUAAAUUAAUUUUAUCUAUACGAUUAGAUCAAAAAAAUAUAUCGUUUCAAUCAGAAUUUAUAUCAACUAAUAAAACUACACAUCAAUUAACUAAUAAUGAAUUAUUAUUAUUAGAAUCAAAAUUAUUAAUACAACUUUAUAAUAUACUUAAUGAAAUUCAUGAAAUCUUCUUUAAAUGGUCUAUAACUAAACAAAUUUCACUUAUAUGUAAUUCUAAUCUAUCAUCAUAUAAAAUGGAUUAUUCAUUUACAAAAUUAACUAAUCAAACAUCAACAAAUUCAUUACGUAUCCUUCGACAGUUACAACCUCAUCAAGUGAAUUCCUUACCUAAAAGUAAACAGAUCAAUAACAACGCAAAUGGCGAAGAAAAAAAAUCAAAUAUUUCUAUUAUUUCUAAUAAACGAAAUCCUUAUCAUUCUAUUAAUAAUAAUAAUAAUAAUAAUAAUAAAUUAAUCAAUAAAUUCUCCCCUAAACAACAAUUAACACAUAAUUUAAAUAAAAAUCAAUUAAAAAAUAAUCAAAAAGAAUGUUAUAAACAACAAUCAAUAUUGAAUACAUUUAUACAAUCUAAUAUAAACAAUUCAAUUUAUUAUAAAUUAAUAAAUAAAAAUAAUCAAUAUAUUACAAGAUCAAUUUCAGCUAAUAAUACAUUCAAUAAUAAAGUUAAUAGGUCAUCAUCAAUAAGAAAGAAUUAUAUUAAUCGAACAAAAUCAAUCAAACCAAAAAUUAUUCGCCAUUUCAGUAAUAAAAUUGAUCUAAUCCAAUAUAAUAAUAAUAAUACAUCAACAAUUGACUCAUUGAAUAGUAAUAAUAAGAAUGAUCCGCUGAAUAUUACAGUUAACAGUGAACUGGAAAUAGAUUCAAAAAAUGAUCAAUAUACUUCAACAUUAAAAAGUACCAACAUCAGUACUGAUAUAAAUAGUUUCGCAAACAUUAAAACAAUUCAUACUGAAAAAUGCCAUGAAACUGUUAUUGAAGAGAAAAGACUGUCAACUUCAUCAAAACAAGUCAAUAGUUCAACGUUAUCACAAUGUGAAACUAAUUCACAUGCUCCAUUAAUUAUUAAUGAUAAUAAUAAUACAUCAGUUCAAAGAUGUUUUCCUGUGAAACGUCGUAUUCUAUCUAGAAAACUUCAAAAUGAUUAUUCAAAUACUCCUAUUCAUGUCAGUACUCAAAAUAAUUCAUCUAACUCUACAUGUAAUAAUUAUAAUAAUGAUGUAUCAUUCCUGAUACAAGAUAAUCAAUAAUACUUUACAUUCUAAUGAUAAUGAAAUCAAAUAUAAUUACGAAAUUUCAAAUAAUUUAUACCAAAAAAAUUCUGAACUACGUUAUAUAUAUAUAAUUCAUAUCAGUUUCAUUUCUCUCACAAACUUUAAUUUCUAUUCUAAUACCGGUCUACUUUUUUGAACGUUUGGUUAUUCAUACAUACAUACAAAUAAUUACUGAUGGAUAACAAAUGUUCAAUUUGACUUUUAAUUAAGUUUACAUGAUUUAUACUUUAAACAAUUUUUUAAAAUACAUUUUUCGCAUAAA
This is a messenger RNA of Schistosoma haematobium, 2756 nucleotides long. RefSeq lists its product as uncharacterized. NCBI's taxonomy places the organism in Eukaryota, Metazoa, Platyhelminthes, Trematoda, Strigeidida, Schistosomatidae. The transcript has 10 exons. The record is from RefSeq and is a predicted model, not a curated record. The coding region runs from base 80 to 2470 and encodes 796 amino acids.